GAAAUAUUUUUCUGUUUAAAGUUUUUUUCUUUAUAUUUUUAUCUCCUCUUCACUUGAAUUUGACCACAUUCAAUGAACGAGAGGACUUUGGUUUAAAGGAGCAUAACAGGGUUAUUGCUUCCAUGAGGAUGGACUGAAGGUACUGAUAAGGUCUCCUCAUGUUUCUUAAUCACAAGUUGGAUUAGUUUGUUAAGUCUGGCAUGGUUGCUGGCCAUAGUUUGCUUGAAAAAAGGUGUGCUAUUCUGAGCAAUCCAAAACAGAUGGUACCUUCUCUGUUAGAAACUGGGGCGCGCCUCUUUGUCACUAGAUUUCUUGGAAAAUAUAUCUCUACUGGCUGUUUAAUCUUAUUGGAGGAAGGAGGCACAAUUUUUACCUUUCAGGGUACUGUUAAAAAGUAUUUCCCUAAAUCUAUUCUGAAAGUUCACAAUCCCCAGUUUUAUUGGAAGAUAAUGACACAGGCUGAUUUAGGCCUAGCAAAUGCAUAUAUCAGUGGUGAUAUUUCAUUUCCCGACAAAGAUGAAGGUCUUCUAAACCUUUUCAUGGUUCUCAUUGCCAAUAGAGAUGCUAAUAUAUCUGUAUCAGAACGCAACAAGAAAAAGGGUUGGUGGACACCAAUGUUUCUCACAGCUAGUAUUGCAUCUGCAAAAUUUUUCUUUCGGCAUGUUUCAAGGAAAAAUUCUCUUACUCAGGCCCGCAGGAAUAUCUCUCGUCAUUAUGACCUGAGUAAUGAGAUGUUUUCUAUGUUCUUGGAUGAAACAAUGACAUAUUCCUGUGCAGUAUUUAAGACGGAAGAUGAAGACUUGAAAUCUGCACAGAUGAGAAAAAUUUCACUUCUGAUUGAAAAAGCAAGAAUCAAUAAGGAACAUGAAGUUCUUGAGAUUGGUUGUGGUUGGGGAACAUUAGCUAUCGAGGUUGUCAAACGAACUGGAUGUAAAUAUACUGGUAUCACUCUAUCGGAGGAGCAACUAAAAUUUGCAGAAGAAAGAGUGAAGCAAGCUGGUCUCCAGGAAAAUAUCAGAUUUCAACUUUGUGACUAUCGCCAAUUGCCUGAUACCUACAAAUGUGACAGAAUCAUAUCAUGUGAAAUGCUAGAAGCUGUUGGACAUGAAUACAUGGAGGAGUAUUUUGGCUGCUGUGAAUCAGUAUUAGCAGAUGAUGGUCUUAUUGUUCUACAGUUCACAUCAAUACCAGAAGAACGGUACGAGGAGUACAGGCGAAGUUCAGACGUUAUCAAGGAGUAUAUAUUCCCAGGUACAUGUGUGCCAUCAUUAACAAGAAUAACAAUAGCCAUGGCUGCUUCAACAAGACUCUGUGUGGAGCAUGUAGAGAAUAUUGGAAUGCAUUACUAUCAAACACUCAGACUGUGGAGAAAGAAUUUCUUGGAGAGCAAGAGCAAAAUUACGGCUCUGGGAUUCAAUGAAAAGUUCAUCAGAACAUGGGAGUAUUAUUUUGAUUAUUGUGCAGCUGGGUUCAAGACACUCACACUUGGAAACUAUCAGGUUGUUCUGUCGAGGCCUGGCAAUGUUGCUGCACUGGGCAAUCCAUACAACGAAUUUCCUGCAGCCUGAUGAUCCUAUUAUACCCACAAUGGGAUAUUGACUAUUAUUCCAUUGAAGGCAGCACAUGAUGUUUAGUUUCGUUAAAUAUGGGCUAAUUAUUUUAGUGUAACAAAACUAAAUUCGUAGUACAAGAUUUCUCCUUUUGAAAUUGAAUUUUCGGAACCCAAUAAUGAUGACAAGACAUACGAGAAGAUAAAGUAUACUUUCUUUCUAUUUAUUUUUUUGAAAUAUACACUUUCGUUCUACUUCAACAAAA
Molecule: messenger RNA, 1815 nt
Organism: Ricinus communis (castor bean)
Lineage: Eukaryota; Viridiplantae; Streptophyta; Magnoliopsida; Malpighiales; Euphorbiaceae
Product: tuberculostearic acid methyltransferase UfaA1
Exons: 16
Coding region: 201-1568 (455 amino acids)
Biological process (GO): lipid biosynthetic process
Molecular function (GO): methyltransferase activity
Source: RefSeq, a predicted model, not a curated record